AUGGCCUCAUUUCAGGCCAACCGUCGUACACCUAAGGCGGAUCCUGUCAAAGACAAUUUCACCGCGCCAUAUCUUUAUACCACAAUCAGCGCCUCAGAGCUUGAGACUGUCCGCGUGGCCAUUACUGCUGGCUGGAAGACCCUGUAUGACCAGGGUGGCUCAAAGCUGGCAUCGAGUAUGCUGAUGGCCAUCCUAAUCUUGAUGUGUGGCCACGGAUCGCCUGUCUGA
Messenger RNA from Penicillium arizonense, 228 nucleotides. RefSeq lists its product as uncharacterized. NCBI's taxonomy places the organism in Eukaryota, Fungi, Ascomycota, Eurotiomycetes, Eurotiales, Aspergillaceae. The coding region runs from base 1 to 228 and encodes 75 amino acids. The transcript is spliced from 2 exons. The record is from RefSeq and is a predicted model, not a curated record.